UUUAAAAUGGCGGUUCCAACGUCUGCUUUGAAAUCGUAUGCAUGAUCUGCCGCCCUUAGUUUAAAAAUAACACCACGGACAUCAUGUUUUUGAGAGGAAUGUAUGUACUACAUAAAUAAAACAGCCUGAUUUGAAUAAAAAAUGGAUUCGGUGGUCGGGGAGGAUCAAACGCUGCCGUUUGACAUCAAUCUGAGUAUUUCCAGACUUCCUGAGUCUCUGAACAGCAGCAACUUCAACAUGGACAACAUGACAGCUUCACUGUUUCCAGGACAGAGGAUGUCUCCAGCCAAAGCUCUGACCAUGAAGGAAUAUGAGAACCAAAUCACCGUUCUGAAAAAAGAAAACUUUAACCUGAAGCUCAGGAUCUAUUUCCUGGAAGAGCGUGUGCAGCAGAAAUGUGAUGAUUCCACAGAGGACAUUUACAAAACGAACAUUGAACUAAAGGUGGAGGUGGAGUCAAUGAAAAGAGAUCUGGCUGAGAAACAGGAACUGCUUGUGUCUGCAUCAAAAGCGUUGGAGAGUUUAGCCAAUCGAGGUGUUGAUGAUGGCCGAGAGCAAAUGCGGAGAGAAAUGGACUCGCUCAGAGAAGCUUUCAACGUUCGGAUUCAAGAACUGGAGGAGUCUCUGCAAUCCGCUAAAGAGGAAUUGGAAAACAUGGCCAUCAUUGCUGAAAAGGAGAAGCUGAAGAAUCUCGGAUUGGAGAAAGAACUACAAGCCGCCAACCAAUCAGGACCUCCAGCUGGCUCAGGCUCCGCCCCUGAGCAGGUCAGAGAGCUCCAGCAGGCUCUUCAAGAGAAGGAGAGUGUUAUUCACCAAAUGCAAGUGUCACUCAAAGAUCAAGAUGCUUUGAUUGGAGAGCUUCGGAGGAAUGGUCCAGACCAACCAAUAACUGAGCAGAUGGCCAAGUUAAACUCUCUGGUUGGCCAAAAGGACAGACAACUACAGACUCUUAGGGAAGAACUAGGUUGUGAAAGAGGAAAUUCAGAACGAGACAAACAGGUGUGUGUAGAAAAGCAGAAUGAAUUGAGCAGAUUGGAGCAGAAGACCAGACAGCUUAUUGAAGAGCUCAACAUGUCCAAGAGCAGCAACCAGAUGCUCAAACACACGCUAGAAGAGACUGAAAAAGACAAGAACGCACUUUCUGAUGAGCUGCAGGAGAGAGAGAUGGAAAUGGAGGCAGAGAAGAAGAACUCUCUGAAACGAGAUAAAACCAUCCAGGGCCUCAGUCUGGUUCUGAAGGAGAAGGAGAAAGAGAUUGAGGACUUGUCUCAUGAUCUUGAGGACAGGGAUCAGGCUCUAGUCAAAGCUCGAGAGGCCCUUCAUAAAGCCAAAUUACAGAAAUAUCAGGCAUCUGAAGAUCAGCAGUCUUUUCUCCUGGAGCAGCAGGCUGAAUUGUCGCGGCUCCAGAUGGAGGCUCACACGUUGCAGCUGGAUGUCCAGCGGUUGCAGCGUGUGCUGGGCAGCAGGGAUUCCGAGCUCUCCCUCCUUCAGCAGGCCAAACUACAGCUGGAGCAGGAGCUAGAACAACUACAACAGCAGAAGAAGAAAGGAGACAAGACUAUUAAUGAUUUGCAGAACCAGUUAAAGAAGCUGAACGGUGCUCUGACUGACAGAGAGAACACUCUAGAACAGCAGCGUCUAGAACAGCAGGAACAGAACCGUGCUUCUGAGCAAAAACUACAGAACACCAUAGACCGUCUCACAGCGAACCUGAAUCAUAAAGACCAGCAGCUACAGGACUAUAUGAAUAUGGUGAGAGAUCUGGAGAAGAAUAGGACUCAGGAUGGAGGUGACGUCAUGGUGGCUAAACUGAGAGCACGGCUGAAGGAGAAAGAGAAAGCUCUCGAGAAAGCACUGGAUGAUAAGUUUGCUGCUGUGGAGGAGAAAGAAAAUGAGAUCCAUUUGUUACAGCUGAGUGUGAGAGAGAAAGAGAGAGAUGUGGAACACCUCAACAACCUGCUCUCACACAACGAAGAGACCAUUACUAGUUUUGAUGCUCUAAUAAAGGAGAGAGAUCUUGAGCUGCAGCAGCUGUUGAACACCUUGAAGAAUCUUCAGAGGUGUAAAAAUGAGACUGAAGAGAACCUACAGCGAGCUCUGAGAGAGAAAGACUCUAUUAUACAACACUUACAACAAGCACUGGACAACAAAUCAAAAGACAUGGAGGAGAUGUCCAAUAUGGUUCUAAGCCAAUCAGAAUCUCAGGGUCGGGACCUGGCAGAGCAGAUGAGCCAGAGAUUAAAGGUCACAGAGGUCAUGCUUUCAGAGGCGGUGAAAGACAGAGAAAGGCUGGUGACUGAGAACCAGACCGCUGUGGAAAAUCUGCUGUCCACAAUCAGCAGCAAAGACCAGCUACUGAGGGCAAGUGCAGAGCGUCACACACAGGCUUCAAGCAAUCACACUUUUGAACUACAGGAUCUGCGCAGGCAGCUGGCAGAAGUGCAGAUGCAGCUUGGAAAAUCACAGAGACUGAGUAGCACGUUGACACAAGAGGGUCACCUAGAGACUGCUGAACUCCGUGCCAUGUUGGCGGAGAAGGACGCUCUCAUUAAUAAACUGUUGGAACGUGGGCAGGAGAAAGAUCACAUCCUGUUGGAAAUGAGAACAGGUGAAGCUCCGGCACCUCAGGUGCUGGAACUGAGACAGACAAUUCAGGUGCUGCAGGAUAAACUUGAGGAAAGGGAAGCUGAGCUGAGCACGAGAAACAGUGAGGAAACUAUGGAUAAAUCUCCAGUCAAUACGAAAUCUGCUGUGGUUUUGAAGAAAGAGCUCGCCCAGAAAACAGAAGCUCUGAAUGCAGCACUGAAGAGAGAGAACCAGCUCAAGAUAUCUCUAGCAGAGCUUCAGUCUAUGGUCUCAGGACUGGAGACACAAUUAGAGGGACAGACAGCCAAUAUUGAGUCCCUUACGUCUACACUCAACACCAAAGAGGAAAUUAUCACUGAGCUCCACCUCCGUUUGUCUCAGCGAGGAAACCGUCGACCUCCUCUGACCCGUGAUCAAGCUUCCCAACCUGGUGAGACUGAAUCCAGUCUCUCUUCUCUCCCUCAGAGAGAGAGAACCAUCAUUGGAGGAGAUAGCCAACAGCAGAAUGUGGCAUCUCUGUCUGAUCUUGUGACUGAGCAGGCAGAGUUAAACCGCACUCUGAGAUCCGAGCAGCAUCUCUACUCCAACCUCAUCAGAGCUGUCAAAGAGCAUGACAGUGUUGGGAGGCUGCAGGCUUUACAGUUGGAGCUCACAGCUGUGUCGCUCCUCAGACAGCAGCUGGAGAGUGGCGUUCAGAUGAACACAGAGCUCAGAGAUCAGCUACAGAGGGAGAUCCAGAGAGUCAAUCAGAAAGAAGGUUCAAACCCUUCAGAGUUAGAGAGCAUGCGUGACGCACUGGAGGAAGCCCAGCGCUGGAACGUCUCUCUGCAAGCCCGACUGGGGCAGAUUCAGAACCGUGGAGGAGGGGUCGGGCAGGCCAACGAUUCCGUGGACACACUGAGUUUGAUUGGCGAGCAGACGUCCUACAUGAGUAUAUGUGUGGGGGAGGGGCCAGAGGAGGAGCUGCUGCACUUGACUAUAGAGCAACUCAGACUAAAGGUCUUAGAGCUACAGGCAGUAAAUGCCGAACUACAGAAGAGACUGAUUGAGAAAGGCAUUGUGGGUAAUGAUCCAAGAGACUCUCUGAAAGAGCCAGACCUCAUCAAUCUUUCAACUCCUACCAAGAUAUUAAAGCAAAUGCAGGAGGAGCAGCUGCCUGCCGCUAAAGCUGUCAUGAAACUAACGCCUCAAAAUACAACGGAGAGACAUGAUGAGGGAGAUCAUUCUCCAGAGGCUUGGGGUGAAAGUCAACAGCCACCACAGACUCAGAGAGAGCAAAGUACCCCAUCACCCAUGUCCAGACUCCUUAAGGAUGAAUCCAAAAAAGCAGAACUCCAAUCGCUCCUUCUAGACUUUGGGGCAGAAUCAGUCUCUCAGCUCAGGGUGGAAGUGGCCAAACUUCGCUCAGAAACAUCUGAACUCUGUGGACUCUCGAAGGAAGAAAACUCCAUUGAGUCUAAAGAAAGUGCAGAGAGUUCUGGAGAAAGCGAUCGGGAUGGCGACUUACGGAAUACUGUCAAGACACUCCGCUCAGAGGCCAGAGGUCACCGAAAGGUCAUCCGACUUCUUAAGGAGCAACUGCAGCAGAACUUGAUAUCGGAUACCGGAAGUCGAUUAGACCCAGAGGUGAUCGUCAGCAUGGCUAGUGAGAUAAAACGACAGCUAGAAGAAAGUGAAGAUUCACAGAGGCACGAUCACACACUGCUGAAAGAAAACAAGCAAAGAGAGAAGAAAGAAAUGGAAGAAAAAGAACAAAAAGUAAAACCGGGCAAAAACACUAUACCCAGCAAAAGUCAGAGGCAGCACAUGGCCAGACAUACAGCGUAUGUGAGAUCCCGUCUCCCGGUACUAGUGAGGCCUAGUAGGAGUUCUGGGCAGAGUUCUGAGGAUCUUUGUGAGGAGAUUUCACACCAAAUUCACCCCAGAUAUAGAGACCUGACUGGGGCGGAAGAGUCCGACUACAGCACCGACAGCAAGACGUCUUUGAGGUCUGCUCAGCACGAACAUCUGGAAUUAGACCAUGUUAAAGACUCCAGGCUGAGUCCUACUAUUAGAACUAAACAGAACACUGACAUCGGACAGAACACAGACCAGAAUCUAGAAUCUGAGCUCAUGGUGCAGUUAGAGCUGCUGAAUCAAGAAUGCCAGGAGAAGGAAGACCUUAUCUCUCGCCUACAGCAACAAGUCCAGGAGUGGGAGGAGCUUCAGGUGGAUCUACAAGAGAAAGACAGGCUCAACCGAGAAUACCUGGAGGCCCUGCAAGCGGCAGAGUCCACCAUUGCAUACCUCACCGCAUGCAGCCUGGACUCCGAGUGUGGUUUGGGUCAAACAGUAGAUGUAUCAUUGCAGCAACGGUGUGCAGAACUUCAGAAAGCUGUUGAGGAGAAAGACAGACUCAAUGCACAGCUCUUAGAGUGUUUGAACAAGGCAGAGUCUGCCAUUGCAUCACUCCGAGAUGUGGAUGAAACGAGUAGCCACACAGACCCAGCCCAUGUGGAGGUUGACCCACAGGUUCUCUGUGAGAGGCUUGAGGAGCUGGUUAGACAGGUAAGAUCCUCUCAGCAGUGUGAGGACGGUGUAAGCCCAGGUAAUUCUGACCUGCAACGGCAGAUGGAAUUAAUGCAGGAGUCACUGUUGCAGCAGUGCACACUGAAUGCAGAGCUGCAGGCGAAGCUCUGGACUGCAGAAGAAGCUGUUAAAAAGUUCAGCGUAUCGGUCAACGCCAAGCAAAACAGUGCCCCCACAGGUCUGGAGGUGAAACACACUACCCCAGACCCUCAGGAAGGAAAGGUCCAAUCAUGGCAACAGCAGCAAUUGACUGACUGUCUAUCUGAAUGCAUUAAAGCUGUCGAAGGGGCGGUCCAGUCUCUUGCAGAUCUUUGCUCAACUCAAAACAAAUUUCAGAAGAACUCGUCUAGUUCAGAGGUACAACAAUGGCUUGAUAAGCUACAGCAUGCGCUGCACAAUAGAGAGUCUCUAGAGGACCCAGCCUGUACCGAAAGACACCAACAAAAGACAAGCACGCCCAUUCAGCAAGGCGAAGAGAACCAAGAAAGUUCUAAACCAUUACGGCAACAAAAUAUCAUGGAAUCUGUGUCCUCGCACCAGAAGCUUCAUAAGAACCUUUUGAUGCUUCUUCAAAUCCAUAUUGAGCGUGCUCAGAAAUUGACCAAACUGGAAGAGGGGGUUAAAGGUGAUAUCAGUGAGCGUGGUGAAAGUGGAGGAGGUGGAGAUAUGCCUCAAAAUGAAUUCCUGCAGAAGGAUGCCCACAUUGAGAAAUUGCAGAAGGCCCUGAAGGACAGACAGAGAGCAUGUCGGAAAUUAGAGGAGAAACUGGCGAUAGCUCAAUCCGUCAUUGCUGUGCACAGCUCAAGCAAGGACAAACAAUCUGAUCCACGCAAAGCUCCCCCUGGUGAACUGGAUGAUAAAGGUGUGCAGGUGGAGGCGCAUGACCUCGGGUAUGAAACGAGUGGAAGAAGUGAGACGGAGAGAGAGGAGGGCAGUAGCACAGAUGUAGACGGUGUUUUGCGGUUGGUUCCUGCUCUGUCUCCUGUCCUCCAGGGGACGCAGCACAGAUUCUCUCCUGACACUACAGCAUCCAGCCCCUCGUAUCCCAGCUCUCCAAGCCUGAGCUCUCCUCGACCCUGCGACCCUAGCUCUGACCCUAAUGCUGACCCUGCUCUGCUCCGCCAGCACCUCCAGCAGCUCAGAUCACAGGUUGAAGAACAGCACAGAAUUAUCCAGCACCUCCAGCAACAACUGCGGGAAAAGUCUUUGUCAUCCGAGCACCUAAGUGUGACCUCUGACCGUGGAGGAUGUGAGGACGGAGAGAAUAUGAAGCUGAUGAAGGCUCAAUUCGCCCAGCUGAGCGCAGAGCUGGAGAAAGAGAGAACUAUGAACAGUAACAGCCAGUCAGGCUCUCCAUCCAGAUUUGAGUCUCUAGUCCAGUCUCAGGCCCGUGAGUUGUGUGAGCUGCGGGAACAGAUCCGUGUGUCUCGUGGUUUGGGCGUCAAACAGCGUAAACAGCUGCUGGAACUCAGAGGGGCCCUUGAGGAGUUGCUUCAGCCCAGCGAGAUGCACUCUGUUCAGGGUACACAACUCAUAGAGCAGCUGGACCACAGCCUGGGUCUACUGGAGAAACUAGAGCAAGUUUCAUCAGGAGGUGCUUGCAUGGAUGGUGAGGAGGGGAUGGCAUCAGAGAUGACACUCAGACUGUCUGCAGAACUGCAGGAGAAAGACCAGCUCAUUCAGUGCUUGCAAGAUCAACUGCGAAAGCAAGUUCCCAGAAUGCAGCAGUGCUCAGACUCUGAGAUGAGUGACAGGCUGUCCAGUGAUGGCACCUCCUCCUUCAACGGCAGCCCCUGUGCUGUCUACAGACAGACCCCCAGCAGAGUUCACACAGGGCUGACAGCGACCAAUGGUACUGCGUCUCCCGAUCUAAAAGAGGGGCUAGGACUCAAGGGCAUUGCUGUUGAAGGGGGCAUGUCAGACGGUGGUGAGGGGAGUGUCCAAAUGUUGCAGCGUGAAAACGGGCGGCUACAGGAGCAGCUGAGGAGCAGCGAGCAGCUGAACGCUACACUCCGUGGUGAACUGGACCUCACCCGCUCCAUCCUCAAACACAACACUCCAUCCAAAUCCUCACAGAACCAGACCACAGACAAACAGCCAGAGCAGCAGUACACCUCAGCCAGCAUGAGUAUCAACUCAGAUCUGUUGGCAGAACACUUGCUGGAGAUCCGAGCGUUGCGUCAGCGUCUUGAAGAGACGAUCAGAACCAACGAGAGACUCCGAGAACAAUUAGAGAGAAAAUUACAGGAAGCUGAGAAAGACCCAGCAGCCACCAACAUCUUCAUUGCUGGUUCUGAGGAUCAGGGUCAUAUCAGCAGUGAACUUCACUUCCUGUUGGCACAGAACCAUACACUCAAAGAGCAGCUAAACCAGGGAGCACGAGAUAAGCAGAAAGAGAAUGACCGGCUGAGAGAGACUCUGGCUAGAAGAACAGCUAAACUGGAGCUGAGCAGAAAAGAGUGUGAAACGCUGAAACAAGAGCGAACGCAGCUACAGGACAACAUGUACAGAUUGCAGUGUGAGAACUCCCAUCAGAGACAGCAGUUGUCAGACACUCAGCAGCUUCUCCAGUCUGUACGAGUGGAACUACAAGUACAGGAACACAUCAAGAACUCUGCGCACGCACACACAGGAGAGGGCCGUGCUUCUGGAUCUGGUUCUGCAGUGGAUCUGAGUGAGUUGUUGGCUGAGAUCAGACAGCUGCGUGUGCAGUUGGAGAGAAGCAUCCAGACCAACACAACACUGAGACAGAGACUGGAACAACAACUAUUGACCCGCACAGACCCCAAAUCAACCAUCAACAUCAACUACCUACUGUCUAACACAGAUGAGGCUGGUAAAUUAGAUGCUCUUUAUUCACAGAAAGACCUGUCUUGUGCUGUACAUGAUGGUGGUAGUUCAGCAGAUAGUGGGUCCCAGGCUCCAUCCCGGCUGGUACCGGGUCAUCGGCUCUGGGCGGACCGGCGUGGCCAUUAUGUUCUGGGUUUGAUAGAAGAUUAUAACGCCCUGCGCAAACAGAUCGGUGAAGCCAAAACACUCAAUGCAGACAUGGACACACACAUACAGGACUGCAACAGGGCUGUAGAUCAGUUCCAGCUGAAGCAGUUUUCCAGCAGUGUGAACACGAUGCAGCAGAUGCUGGAGGAGGCGGCACGACUUCUCAAACUGCUCUGGAGAGUCUCCCUGCCCUCAGGAGAUGGCACACACUAUCAACAGGAUGAGCUGUUGAAGAGUGAGAUCUCUCGUCUGAAGAGUCGUCUGACACAGCAGGAGAGAAUGCUGACCGGAGCUGUCAAACGCCUGAGAUCCACCAAUCAGCUGAAAGAGGGCAUGGAGCGCAUCAUCAUAGACCAGCUGUCUCUGACUCACGGUGUGCUGAAGAGAGCCAGAGGAAACCUGGAGUCUAACUAUCUGAAGGUUCUGCCGGUGGAAGGACGUCCCACUGAGUGGCCACUGAUCAAUGAGCCAACAGCUGCUCUAUCCAGGGGUGUGACCAGUCCACAGCGAAAUUCUGUAUUUCGUGAAGAACACAGUGAGAACGACUCGCACUUCAGCUGCUAGUGAUAUCAUCCCCUGAUUUGUCUUCUAAUUUAUUUUUCUCCUUUUAAGGUACGCUGAUGCAAUUCAGUACAAAUAAGUAUCAUUUAACAUAGCUGUAAAAGGGAAUUGUUUUAAUAUUUGCUAAAGAUUUUCUCCUGUAAAUAUUCAGAACUCAAAUUUUAUACCAUUUUUUUUCUUUGAAUGGUUUUAAACAGCUGUAUUACCCUGUCUAAAAUGUAAUGUUUUGAUGCAACUGAGUGGUACAUUAAAAGCUCUCAUGGGUAAAUAUGUC
This is a messenger RNA of Xyrauchen texanus (razorback sucker), 8986 nucleotides long. Its product is annotated as myomegalin-like. Gene Ontology annotation, cellular component: microtubule organizing center. Bases 142 to 8715 code for a protein of 2857 amino acids. The record is from RefSeq and is a predicted model, not a curated record. NCBI's taxonomy places the organism in Eukaryota, Metazoa, Chordata, Actinopteri, Cypriniformes, Catostomidae. The transcript is spliced from 50 exons.